Messenger RNA from Bipolaris maydis ATCC 48331, 1556 nucleotides. Its product is annotated as t-SNARE. Gene Ontology annotation, biological process: intracellular protein transport; endoplasmic reticulum to Golgi vesicle-mediated transport; vesicle fusion. NCBI's taxonomy places the organism in Eukaryota, Fungi, Ascomycota, Dothideomycetes, Pleosporales, Pleosporaceae. Gene Ontology annotation, cellular component: endomembrane system; SNARE complex; Golgi membrane. Gene Ontology annotation, molecular function: SNAP receptor activity; SNARE binding. The record is from RefSeq and is a predicted model, not a curated record.
AUCCGCCGCGUUUUCUCCCACAAGCGAGCCCGACUCUGUGCCGCUCACCAUCACAUAUUGAGUGCUACGAUCAACCCCAUAGCCACAGUCGAUACAGGUAACCGUUGCUCGAGCACCAUCGCCAAGUCGCAGCGCCUGGCCACACUGCCGAUACGCGGCGCGCUGCCCCUUUCCGCCUCGACUCCCCGACUUGUUUACACGCUGUAAUUCGCAGGCAUCAUGGCCGUGUCCAUUCAAGAUCGUACCGAGGAAUUUCGCUCCAUUCUUGCACAGGCCCAGCGGCGACAGGCGCAGUCCAAGACGGGCGCGCAGAGGCAGUCGCUUUUGACGGCACAAGAAAAGGCCCAGGCAAAUGCCAGUCCGCGACGUCAGCGCUCCGAGUUUGCGCGCAAUGCUGCAGAGGUAGCGCGCGGUGUCGCGAGCACAAUGCAAAAACUGGAGCGACUAUCGCAACUAGCUAAGCGCAAGACGCUCUUCGACGACCGCCCGGUCGAGUUUGACGAACUCACGUUUGUUAUCAAGCAAGACAUGUCUGCGCUUUCCGGGCAGGUGCAGGCGCUACAGCAGAUGAACGCAAAAUUACACCCCAAGGCGAAGCCCGGCCUAGACCAAGAGGGCGAGCACAACAGCAAUGUUGUCAUGUUAUUGAAGGACAAGUUGCAGAAUGUGGGCACAAACUUCAAGGAUGUGCUCGAAGUGCGGACCAAGAACAUGCAGGCAUCGCGUUCACGGACUGAACAGUUUCUUUCUUCGGCUGCGCAGCAGUCUCACAGCAGCCUCGAGCCUGGCAGGACAGAUUCGCCACUUUAUCAGACACCCCAGCGAGGGCGAUCACCAGGAGGGUUUGGCAGAAACACCAACGCAGUGCAACAAGACUUGCUUUCGCUCGAGCCUUCUGGAUCGUCUGCCCUGACGCGAGGAGGAGCGCAAUCAGACGCGCAGCUACUCCUCAUGGAAGAGGCGCAACCACAGAACAUGUACAUUCAGGAGCGAGGGCGAGCCAUUGAGUCGAUCGAGUCGACGAUCCAGGAACUCGGUGGCAUCUUCAGCCAGCUCGCACAGAUGGUGUCUGAGCAGGGAGAGCAGAUUCAGCGAAUUGAUGCCAACACCGAGGAUGUUGUGGACAAUGUCGAGGGUGCGCAGCGAGAGCUAAUGAAGUACUGGAGCCGGGUGCAGGGCAACCGAUGGCUUGUGGCGAAGAUGUUUGGAGUGCUAAUGAUCUUUUUCCUUCUUUGGGUACUCGUUUCUGGUUAAUGUCGUGUGUAGGAUUUUCCAUGUUUGUGCAUGACUGGCGUUGGGAAAGACGACAAGAGAUGGUGCUGGGUUGGCCUGGCCUGGCAUGGCUCUUAGUGGAGCCCUUGUUGCAUGAGGCGUUGAGCUUUUGUCAUGUGUGCUUUCCUACCUUCUUGUAUCGAUUUCAUUUUUUUUAUCCAUGUGUGCAUUGACGGGUUCACGCUGCAUGAGUGGUCCACGUAGAAAUUUGUAAUAGACUGUACGGUGCUCCUGGCCAACAGGCACAUGUACAAUGGUGUCGGAUGAUUAUUUUUUUCCUUUAG